UAUAAAAUCAAUGACAAAUUUCCUCCUGGUUUUCUUUUUGUUCCUUGGUUCCUUAGCAGCCACCCAAGUUUCUUCUAGCCGGGGCAGCCUUUCCUGGUUCAGUUAAAGUCACUGGCACCAUCCCCAGGAAGAUGGAAUCUUCAACAAAGAUGCAAAUGUCUACUCUUAUUUCUUCCAGGCACCUUUUUGCUCCAGCCUACACAGAAACCUGCUACACGGCAAGUGGCAGCCCUCAAACCACCCCGCUGAAGUCUGAGGAUCAUUGCUUUUACCACGGGACUGUGAGGGGAGCCGAAGAGUCCAGCGUCACGCUCAGCACCUGCCGGGGAAUUAGAGGACUGAUUAUCGUGAGAAGUAACCUCAGCUACAUCAUCGAGCCUGUCCCCGACAGCGACAGCCAACACCGUAUUUACAGAUCUGAACAUCUCAAGCUGCCCCCGGGGAACUGUGGGUUCGAGCACUCCAAGCCCACCGCUAAGGAUUGGGCCCUUCAGUUUACACAGCAAACCAAAAAGCAACCUCGCAGAAUGAAACGGGAAGAUUUACAGUCUAUGAAGUACGUGGAGCUUUACCUGGUGGCUGAUUACUCAGAGGUUGUGCCAGCAGAGUGCUUGGCAUCGGGCUGCAGCCCCGAGCCAGAGCUGCUCCUUAUUCUGGAGUUCACAGCAGAAGCCCCAAACCCUUGUCACUCUGGAGCAUGGCAGCUGCUGAAAUGGUCCCUUGGCGAUGCUUAGAAUGCACACAGAGGAUCUGAUGUGGCUGGGGGACUCGGGAAAGCCUCUCUGAGGUGGUGAUGGUGCAGGUGGCAGCUUGCAUAUAAAGCUUCAGUGGAGAAUUAUCCCGGA
Messenger RNA from Peromyscus leucopus (white-footed mouse), 845 nucleotides. Its product is annotated as disintegrin and metalloproteinase domain-containing protein 19-like. The record is from RefSeq and is a predicted model, not a curated record. The transcript has 5 exons. Bases 132 to 734 code for a protein of 200 amino acids. Lineage: Eukaryota; Metazoa; Chordata; Mammalia; Rodentia; Cricetidae. Gene Ontology annotation, biological process: membrane protein ectodomain proteolysis. Gene Ontology annotation, molecular function: metalloendopeptidase activity.